GGAAUCCGAGCUCGCAUUUUAGAAACCCUGGUUAUGCUUCUUCUUCUUGCCUUACUGAUUCUUGGGAUAGUGUGGGUGGCUUCGGCGCUCAUUGAUAAUGAUGCUGCAAGUAUGGAAUCUUUAUAUGAUCUCUGGGAGUUCUAUCUACCCUAUUUGUAUUCCUGUAUAUCACUGAUGGGAUGUUUGUUACUUCUUUUGUGUACACCAGUUGGCCUUUCCCGUAUGUUCACAGUGAUGGGUCAGUUGCUAGUGAAACCAACAAUUCUUGAAGACCUGGAUGAACAAGUUUACAUUAUUACCCUAGAGGAAGAAGCACUCCAGAGACGACUAAAUG
Molecule: messenger RNA, 334 nt
Organism: Galeopterus variegatus (Sunda flying lemur)
Lineage: Eukaryota; Metazoa; Chordata; Mammalia; Dermoptera; Cynocephalidae
Product: limb region 1 protein homolog
Exons: 4
Biological process (GO): signal transduction
Molecular function (GO): transmembrane signaling receptor activity
Source: RefSeq, a predicted model, not a curated record